Cornus florida is the source of this 1675-nucleotide messenger RNA. Its product is annotated as probable indole-3-pyruvate monooxygenase YUCCA8. Gene Ontology annotation, biological process: auxin biosynthetic process. NCBI's taxonomy places the organism in Eukaryota, Viridiplantae, Streptophyta, Magnoliopsida, Cornales, Cornaceae. Gene Ontology annotation, molecular function: flavin adenine dinucleotide binding; N,N-dimethylaniline monooxygenase activity; NADP binding. Bases 119 to 1375 code for a protein of 418 amino acids. The transcript is spliced from 3 exons. The record is from RefSeq and is a predicted model, not a curated record.
UGUCUUCUCUCACUUCGAACCUCAAAAACCCACCCUAUCAUCUCUCUUUGCUCUUCUACAAACUACUACCAACUAAGCUCAAAAACUAUUCUUUCACACACCCUUUUGUAAGCUGAAAAUGUUUAGUGUUUCUGAUAACAAUGACUUCUGUUAUCCUCGUUGUGUUUGGGUGAAUGGCCCAGUCAUAGUCGGAGCCGGGCCGUCCGGACUAGCAGUGGGAGCAUGCCUCAGAGAGCAAGGUGUGCCCUUUGUGGUACUUGAAAGAGCUGAUUGUAUUGCAUCGUUGUGGCAAAAGCGUACUUAUGAUCGCCUAAAGCUUCACCUCCCCAAGAAAUUCUGCCAACUCCCUAAGCUCCCAUUCCCCGAAAGCUUCCCGGAAUACCCAACAAAGAAACAGUUCAUAAACUAUCUUGAAUCAUAUGCAGAGCACUUUGAAAUCAACCCACAAUUCAAUGAGUGUGUGCAGUCAGCGAAGUACGACGAGGCUUGGGGCCUUUGGCGUGUCAGGACCGUGUCCACCAGGGGCUCAACCCGGUCUGAGGUUGACUACAUUUGCCAGUGGCUUGUGGUGGCCACCGGCGAGAAUGCAGAGCGUGUGAUGCCGGAUAUUGACGGAUUGAAAGAUUUUGGAGGUGAAGUAGUUCAUGCUUGUGAGUACAAGUCUGGAGAGAGCUUCUCUGGAAAGAAAGUUCUUGUUGUGGGUUGUGGAAAUUCAGGCAUGGAAGUGUCUCUUGACCUCUCCAACCACAAUGCUAAACCAUCAAUGGUGGUCCGAAGCUCGGUUCAUGUUUUGCCGAGGGAAGUAUUUGGGAGAUCAACGUUUGAAUUGGCUUUUAUGAUGACGAAAUGGCUACCACUUUGGGUGGUUGAUAAGAUUUUGCUGAUUUUCGCAUGGUUGAUUCUUGGAAACAUUGAGAAAUACGGGCUGAAAAGGCCAACAAUGGGUCCAUUGGAGCUCAAGAACACCAGUGGAAAGACCCCUGUUCUGGACAUUGGUGCAAUGGAAAAGAUCAGAUCUGGUGAAAUUCAUAUAGUCCCCGGAAUCAAGAGGUUCUCUCGCGACAUGGUUGAACUCGUUAAUGGUGAAAUGCUCGAAAUUGACUCGGUUGUUUUGGCUACUGGGUACCGCAGCAAUGUCCCAUACUGGCUACAGGAAACAGAAUUCUUCUCCAAGAAUGGUUUUCCAAAGGUGCCAUCAAAUGGGUGGAAAGGAAAUGCUGGGCUCUAUGCUGUUGGAUUCACAAGAAGAGGGCUCUCUGGUGCAUCCUCAGAUGCAAUGAGAAUAGCACAAGACAUCGGCAAGGCGUGGAAGGAAGAUUUGAAGCAGAAGAAGCAAAAAGUCCCUUCACAUCGACGAUGCAUUUCACAGUUCUGAUCACAGAUCUCCGAAACAUUCAUUGAUUUCCCUUUCCUUUUCCUUCUUUGUUAAAUACAUUGCAGAUCAGAGUGAAAUGUAUCGUGUAAAGAUAGCAAUUAUGAAAACAGAAAGAAAGAACAACUAGCACAGAGACCAGCCCUCUCCAGAAAAGCCCAAAGUUUUGAUAAUGUUUGGGUGUUUUGUAUACCGAGGAUGACGAGGCUUUAUUUUUUUCUUUAGUUCCAAGUUUUUAUGUAGCUUUGUACAAUUAUCCAGUUAUCAGUUAUAAUGAGAAAGAACGUCCUUCCCCACACUUCA